AUGGCAAACAAACCCCAAACAACCCACCACGAAAACAGCUUUCCCAUAAAACCCCCCAAUUUAGACCCCACAAGCCUCGUACGCAUCCCCCUCACGGAAGAAGACAGCAAGCGCAUCCGCCGCAAGACCGACCGCGUCAUCCUCCUCAUCCUAAUCUGGGUCUAUUUUCUCCAGAUCCUGGAUAAAACGGUCCUAGGAUAUGGCGCGACAUUUGGCAUGCAAGAAGAUGCCCAUCUCACAGGGAACCAAUAUUCACUUAUUGGAUCGAUUGCGCCGAUUGCCCAGCUCGCAUGGCAGCCGUUCUCGUCGUUUUUGAUUGUGAAGGUGCCGCAUCGGAUUCUUAUGCCGGUGUUGUGUUUUGGCUGGGGUGUUUCGCAGGCUGCGAUGGCGGCUUGUCAUAAUUUUGGGGGGUUGAUGGCUACGAGAUUUCUCCUCGGCCUUUUCGAAGCCGGAUGUCUCCCGCUUUUCAGCAUCAUUACUAGCCAGUGGUAUCGUCGUGCUGAGCAGCCUUUGCGCAUUGCUGCUUGGUAUAGUACCAAUGGCGCCGCGACGGUCGUUGCAGCAGCUCUUUCGUACGGACUGGGCCAUAUUAAGUCGAAUGUACUAUUUCCAUGGCAGAUUAUAUUCCUCUUCGUCGGCCUAGUGACAGUAGUAACCGCCCCUUUCGUCUACUGGAAACUAGACAAUGACAUCCCAUCCGCGCGCUUCCUAACAGAAGAAGAAAAACCACAAGCAAUGGAACGUCUCCGCGCAAACCAAACCGGUACGGGAAACCGCGAAUUCCGCAUGAAACAUGUCGCGGAAGCCGGUAUUGAGCUGAAAACUUACCUCUGGAUCGGAAUGGCAAUGUUGCUGAACAUCGGUGCAAGCGUGACCAAUGUCUUUGGCCCGCUUAUCCUCAGCGGGCUUGGGUUCGACAAUUACAAAACCACACUGCUCAACAUGCCGUUUGGGGCGCUGCAGCUGAUUGUGAUUUUGGUCGCGAGUUACUUGGCUCAGAAAGCCCGGCUUAAGGCAGCGAUUUUGGCAGCUUUUAUGCUCCCUGUUGUUGCGGGGCUGGCUAUCCUGUACGCUAUUCCGCGGAAUCAGUCUGUGCAGGGUGCCUUACUGGCAGGAUAUUAUUUGCUUGCAUUCUUGUUCGGGGGUAAUCCGUUAAUCGUCACAUGGAUCGUGGGUAACACCGCCGGCACCACGAAGAAAUCCAUCGUCAUGAGUCUUUUUAACGCGGCUACAUCGGCGGGUAAUAUCGUCGGUCCCUUACUCUUCAGUGAAAAAGACGCGCCAGCCUAUCAUCCAGGUCUCCGGGCGUGCUUGGGCAUCUUUGUAGCUUUGGUCGCUGUGGUGUUUAUACAGUGGGGUAACCUUGUUGUUUUGAAUAGGAUGCAGGAGCGUCGGAGAGUGAGGAAUGGAAAGCCGGCGAAGAUGGUGGAUCGGUCGAUGAUGAAUCAAUAUCAGGAGGAGGGGGCCCAGGAGGAUGGGGAGGACGGGGAGCAGCAGAUUGGGGAUAAUGCGUUUUUGGACCUGACGGAUCGGGAGAAUGAUGAGUUUGUGUAUAUUUACUGA
Messenger RNA from Aspergillus chevalieri, 1563 nucleotides. Its product is annotated as putative MFS transporter. The transcript has 3 exons. Bases 1 to 1563 code for a protein of 520 amino acids. Gene Ontology annotation, molecular function: transmembrane transporter activity. Lineage: Eukaryota; Fungi; Ascomycota; Eurotiomycetes; Eurotiales; Aspergillaceae. Gene Ontology annotation, cellular component: membrane. The record is from RefSeq and is a predicted model, not a curated record. Gene Ontology annotation, biological process: transmembrane transport.